This is a messenger RNA of Nerophis lumbriciformis (worm pipefish), 177 nucleotides long. Lineage: Eukaryota; Metazoa; Chordata; Actinopteri; Syngnathiformes; Syngnathidae. The record is from RefSeq and is a predicted model, not a curated record.
AUGGAGACCCAGCAAGAUGUGCAGCCACCAAGGCAGCAGCCUAUGUUUUAUAUAUGUGGAGAGUGUCACACCGAAAACGAAAUCAAAGCUCGCGAUCCGAUUCGGUGUCGAGACUGCGGCUACAGGAUCAUGUACAAGAAGAGGACAAAUAGAUUGGUUGUUUUUGAUGCUCGCUGA